GUGAUUUUUACAUGGUAUUUGAUGUUGUUUCAGGUUGCAUCACAACAAAGGAGCUUGGAACUGUCAUGCGUUCUUUGGGUCAGAAUCCCACUGAGGCAGAGCUCCAAGACAUGAUCAACGAAGUAGAUGCUGAUGGCAAUGGCACCAUUGACUUCCCUGAGUUCUUGAAUCUCAUGGCCAGAAAGAUGAAGGACACUGACUCUGAAGAGGAGCUGAAAGAGGCGUUCCGAGUGUUCGACAAGGACCAGAAUGGGUUCAUUUCUGCUGCUGAGCUCCGCCACGUGAUGACCAACCUUGGGGAGAAGCUCACUGACGAAGAGGUUGAUGAGAUGAUUCGUGAGGCUGAUGUUGAUGGUGAUGGCCAAAUAAAUUAUGAGGAGUUUGUUAAGGUCAUGAUGGCCAAGUGAUGGUACACCAUCUCCACUAAAUUCUGAAUUGAAUUGAUGAAAAAUCUGAAUUAUGACUGUGCUAUAUAGAACAUCUAGUCCUUGUCUACCUGUCAUUUCUGUCUUCUUUCUAAAUUUUUAUAUGAUGCUUUUUGAAUUCAAUCUUAACGACGUUUAGUGGAAAUCACUGCUGCUAAUGGUAAUUGUGUUGCAAUGGUGUCUUUUGAUGUUUAUUUAA
Vigna umbellata (rice bean) is the source of this 624-nucleotide messenger RNA. NCBI's taxonomy places the organism in Eukaryota, Viridiplantae, Streptophyta, Magnoliopsida, Fabales, Fabaceae. The record is from RefSeq and is a predicted model, not a curated record.